Molecule: messenger RNA, 3445 nt
Organism: Saccoglossus kowalevskii
Lineage: Eukaryota; Metazoa; Hemichordata; Enteropneusta; Harrimaniidae
Product: protein NEDD1-like
Biological process (GO): microtubule nucleation; mitotic cell cycle
Cellular component (GO): cytoplasm; spindle pole; ciliary basal body
Molecular function (GO): gamma-tubulin binding
Source: RefSeq, a predicted model, not a curated record
CACACUCCAGCUGAGGUGUGUUUUUACUGGCGAUCAAGACAAAGUUCAACGGCGAUAUGAUUUGACACAGACUUUUAGCGUUUACAGAAAUAACAGUAACCACAGCGGAAUAUUGCUCCCUUGUCAUCGUGCUGCUGUCGCCGAAUUAUUCAAAGUGUUGUCGAGACGUGUCGGUUUGUGUUUUAUGUGAAAAUACCGAUUUCCAACUACCGAUCGUUGUCGUCCACCUUACACGUUCUGAUUAAAGUAGGUCGCAAGGAUGAGCGAAAUGAAGCUCGUUUCUGCUGGAGAUGAUAUCAAAAUAUGGGACACUUCCUCCAUGAACAUUAUAAAACAGUUCAACCCACAUUCUAGUGGAUUGUCCUGUGUGCGGUGGAGUCAUUGUAAUAACUUUUUAGCAAGUGCAGCCACUGUAGGAGAUAAAAUAACACUUACGUCUCUCAAGAAAUUACCAAAUAUUGUGUCAGAUCACAUAGCAGAUGGGGAGAAACAGACCACCUUAGCUUUUGUCAGUAACUCCAGAUACGUAGUGUCAGGUGGGAAAAACAAAGUUGUCAGUAUAUGGGAUGCAAAGACGAAGAAAUUAAAGAAAACUUUUAAAGACCAUUCCGAUACAGUGACUUGUAUAGCAGUCAAUUUCAACGAUACGUAUAUAGCAUCGGGUGCAACUAAUGGAAAUAUCUUAUUAAAUAAUGUUAUAACAGGCCAGUGUUUUAGUCCAUUGACACUGCCCAAUGCACAUGCAAUAAGAGGUCUACAGUAUUCUCAUUUUAAAAAACACUUGAUGGGUUCUGUCUCCGACGAUGGUUCUCUACAUCUCUGGGAUUCCGUUGCUCGAAGACACUUGGCUAGUUUUACAGACACACACCGAGCUCCAGCCACUGAUAUAUGUUUUUCCCCUGUUAAUGACAUGCUUAUUGUGACUGUUGGGCUCGAUAAGAGGAUAGUGUGUUAUGAUGCACAAGGAAAAUCAGCAAUCAAGACAAUUGUGACUGAUGCCCCGCUUACGUCAGUGGACUUCAUGAAUGAUGGUGUAUCAUUUGCUGUUGGUAGUUCCCGUGGUCAAAUUAAACUCUUUGAUUUACGAAUGAGUGCAUCGCCCAAAAGUGAAAUACAGGCACAUAAAUCAUCUGUGCAGUGUCUUGCAUAUCAGACUAAUUCCAAUAAAAAUGACACAAUAAGUAACAAAACAAGAAGAACCAAUGUUACAUCAACCGUUAACAGUCGAAAAGUACCGCCAGUGAUUGGUGUAGACUCCGGUAAAGCCGAAUCAGACAGUGCUGAGAGUGAACAAGAGAAUAUUGACUAUGGGAAUAAACCCACUAGACAGACUGCACCUGUCACUUCCAAUGAUGAAGUCUUCUCUCCCCUUAGUAACAAUGAUCAUUACAAGAAUCAUUACACUCCCGAGACGUACAAGAUAAUACCCACAGCCAAGGAUGAUGUGAAAGAAGUCAACGAUCCAACAUCUAUAUUUUCACCUUUAUCUGACAAUAUAAGCAAUGUUCCUGCUACAACAAGACGUCUUCCACUGAGUUCUGGAGAUGAUAGCCCUUUUAUGCAGCCAUCAUCCAGACUGUUGCCUUCUACUAGUACGCACCAUAUCAUUACAGAUACAUCUCCCGUUAUUACCAGUCCUUAUCCACAUGUGCCUUCUCCUGGAUCAAUCCAGCCACCCGUUCCUGUCUCCAAUCGAAAUAUCAAUAAUGGUUUUGGUUCAAGACCACCAGUGGCAUCACUAUCUGAAAUAGCUCCAGUUAGAGUUGCAUCACGACACUUCCCCUCCAUCAGUAGCCCUACAGUCAGUUCGCCAUAUCUUCAAACACCUACUACACUGCCAUCAACCUCGCAAAGAGGUCUCUCAGGAAGCUCUUCUAGUAGUGUUUCAGCAGACAUAGCAGGUGACGGGGAGGGAGCAGUGGGCGGGGCACCACUUGCUUCUUCGGCCCAUCAACAACCAUUCCAAGUUGAGUUUAUUCGAAAUAUGAUCGAUGAUGCUGUGGAAGAUGCAAGGAUGUCUCUUCAUAGAGAUGUUGUUAAUCUUCAAGUGGAGAUGAUCAGACAAUUUCAGAUACAGAUGUAUGAAAUGAGACAAGAAAUGGCCAAGUAUUCUGUAAAUGAGGCCCUCGUUGCUGAAAUAGAGAGACUAAAAGAAGAGAACAGGCAGCUGAAAACCAAGUAUUGACAGUUUCAUCUUUGAAGCUGAAUUUAGUCUCACAUCAUGUAUGCCUUGGUAUGUCAACCAACUUCCUGUGACUCACAGCCAGACCCUUCUAGGUUAAUAAUCAUUAUUUUUUAUUCAUUCCAACAUUUCCUUGGUCUGGAGCUGGUUUCAAUGAUAAUAAGCUUAAAAAUAGAUUUCUAAAUAUUGUUCACUAAUUAAAUAUGAUGUUUAUUAAUUUAUAAUAAAAAGAAAGUUUUGGAAAUUGUUGAAUCUUUAAUCUGGCCACACCAAAACAUUUUGGACAUGUAUACUUUGUGACAAUCAUAUAGCUGAGCUUAUUUACAAGAAGUUGUACAUGUUUUUUUUAAUAUAUUUAUUUCAUCUGUGUCUUUGUUAACUAAGACUCCCACCUGUGCUCAAACAUGUCCGUGUAAUAUUUGAUUAUGUCUUCGUAUCCAUCAUUGGUCUCUAUUUUGUAUUAUGAUUUUCUAUUUCAUAUUUACUAUUAUAUUUUAUACCUGUGUGUAUGGUUACCGCAAAACCUGUGCUUUCAUGAGCCAUUUAUUAUUUAUGUUUGUCAGUAUUUUCUUAGAACACAUCUAUAACUUUAGUUUGCAGUUUACAUUUACGUGUAUUAACGUUCACAGUAGACCUGGGUAUAUUAACCUCAAAUAUUUUUCUAUUCUAUUUUACUCAUCAAUGUUAUGAUUUGGGGUGGGGUGGGGUGAGAGGUAGUGUUUGAGUGAUUUCAGCUUAGUUCCACUUUGCAUCCAAAUCUUAAUACUUGAUGGAGUGAGAGUUAUUAAUUGUUCUUGACACCAGUUCACAUUAUUACAUUAUUUGGAUGUGCUUAUUCCUUAUUUAUGUGAAAGUAAUGCAACAUGUUUUGGAGAAAUCACAUCAACCCAAUGUACAUCAUCCUAUCAUGUUAGUGGUACAUUUGCAACUACCUCUCUUUAGUGCCAAUACAUUACAUCUGAAACAGAAGAUAAUGUUAGGAUAUUAUUACUGCCAGUAUAAAAAUGUUAAUUGAUGAAUGUGACUAGCUGAACUAUUGGAAACAAUAUUUGAAAAAGAAUUACUACUUAGUUUGAGUUUGCAGAAGACUGAAAUACCUAAACACUUUGUACCUAUAUAAAUAAACCAAUUGGGGUCAAAGGUUAAUUCACACCCUGAGUCAUAACAUUGCAUUUAAAUGAACUCGGCAAGGUCAAUUAAGUGUCACUUUUGAUUCAAUCCAUUAUAUCUGGCUGACUUCAAAUACACUAUCUAUCUAAUCCC